This is a messenger RNA of Puntigrus tetrazona (Sumatra barb), 3134 nucleotides long. RefSeq names its product ITPR interacting domain containing 1 (gene itprid1). NCBI's taxonomy places the organism in Eukaryota, Metazoa, Chordata, Actinopteri, Cypriniformes, Cyprinidae. Gene Ontology annotation, molecular function: signaling receptor binding. The coding region runs from base 370 to 3045 and encodes 891 amino acids. The record is from RefSeq and is a predicted model, not a curated record. The transcript has 17 exons.
AUGUUUCUGCACGCAGGCAGAGCUCAAUUCCUCUUUCAAUCUUGCUCAUGUAAAUAUUCAUCUGGAUUAAAGCAGAAGGCGAUAACAGCGCGUUCGCACAUCGGCUUUGCGCCUCGGGUUGUUUUCUAUGCGCUUUAUUUGCAUACGCGUUCUGCUUUUUCCUUGUAUGUGGACCGAAUUAGCCGGUGUGUUUCUGUUUUUAGCCGAGGUUGAUAUAGCGAUAAGGCACUUUAAAGCAGGCGCGCUGCGGCAGGUGUUCAGUCUGGACGUGCUCCUCUAAAGCGCAGUCAUUAUUUGGACCAGUGAAGAUGAACUGAUUUUGAGGUGUUUGCUCACCACGGUUGAUGAUUUUUCAAUGGGUUGAAUCUCAUGACCACAACAAUGUCUACCAAUAAAUCUGCCGCCAGAAGAGCAAUUCUCCAGACCUCCAGGACUAGGUGGAACAGGACGGAUAACUUUGAUAUCGUUCCCAUCAUCAAUUUGGACGCAAGGAAGUGUGAUGAAGACAGCGUAGAGCGCUGGCUUACGACAAUCUCCAAGGACAAUACAAAACCAGAGGUUGUCCUGGAAACGUCCGUGAAGCCUAUAAGAAGAAACGAGAGCGGAGAAGAUGAUCUGGCAUUGGGAGUGGAAGCAUCUUUAUAUGGCAAACGCUCUCUCAAGACUCUGCGAGACCUUCUGAGGUCAUCUCAGGAUCCUCCUGUUCUGUCCAGGUGGAACAGUUUUGCAUCGAAUGUCUCAAUACCAUCUGAUGUCAGUGUAAUGGACGUAUUGAACAUACUGCAGGAUGACCCUGAGGAACUGCUGUUGGAUUUGGGUUUUGGCACUGAGGAGCCUGACAUUACAGGGAGAAUCCCAGCCCGAUUCCUCAAUUACCAGUCAUGUGCUCGUGGGAUCAGCUUUCAGCUCUUUCUGGAAGCUCAGCAGAACCGAAUGGACGUUGAAAACUUAGAUGUCAGAAAUCGGUUUAGACAACUCGAGGUUCUUCAGCAGGUCACCACGACGUUCUCCUCUCUGGUUGGUGCUAAUACUCAGAAUAUGGACCCAUCUACAACCUCCAAGAUGUCCGCAGAGGCACGAGAGAGGAGAAAGCGCAUGGCCAUGAUUCUACGUAGAGCCUCUAAGAAGAGCCUCAGCCAAGCCAAAACAUUACAGAACCAGCACAUGCCCUCUUCUGUGACCUCCUCAGCCCUAUCCGGCCCAGAAUCAUCUGGCAUACCAAUGUUAGAUAAAAAGAUCCCUUCUAAACGCACAAGAAUGUCAGACAACUAUCUCUCCCCGCUUGAAGAGGAGCAGAACGUUAAUUUUGAGGCCACUGAGCCGGUUCUAAACAGCCCAACGGUAAGAGGAACAUCAGACCUUCUGAAGCUCGACUCUGUCCCGUUCACAACCGAAGAGAGUCUGCAACGGCCUGUUGAAUCUUUUGAGCUGGAAGAGAUCCAGAGUUUUGACGAGGGAAGUAUACCUGGGAGCUGCAAUGGUCCAGUGGAUCCUGGAGGUGAACGAAUUGGGUCUUACGUGAUGAGAACAAACAGUUGUCAGUCAGACAGCAGUGGCUUCCUAGAGGAGCCCUUCAUACCUGUGCUAUCCCAGCAAAGCAGCCCUGGACCCGAUCUCAUGAAGAUGCUAAAUGCAAUAUCACAAGAUAGCACAGAGGAUCAACAGAAGAGAUUACAACAGCGAGAAAUGGAGGAUCCACCUGCAGAUAAAAACAACUCUGAAACGGAGUCAAACCAAAAACCCUCGCCUACAACAGCAGACUCUGAAACUGUGUUUGACUCAGGAGAGCUGAGGAAAAUAAUAAGUGAAAAAGAAAUUUCUUUGUCGCCAGAUAUUAGCAAAGUUGGCAGUAAUGGUGUUUACACUCUAGCAUACUUUGUUCAAAUGGAUCCCGUUGGUUACCCGCCUGAAAUACUGCAAGGAUCAAAAAGUCCAGACAGUCGUCUUUAUAGGGAAGGCAUGUCCCUCUUUGAGGAACUAAAAUCUGCUGAGAUAAACUCACACUUGAGGCCUGAUCUGAGGACAGAUGUUGUGGGAAGGGAGGUGGAUAACUUUACAAAUAAUCUUGAGGAGGGCAAAAAAGAUCCAGCCUUGGAUCUGAUGCAGGGAUCCCUGGCUUCUACCGCUGGGCACAAUUCCCCCACAGCCCUCAAACUCAGGAGAGAGUCUUUCUCCAGGAGGUCCUGGUCUGAUGUGAUCACAGAUAAUGACUCAGGAACAGCACAGACACCUACCACACAGACACCGUUCACAUCAGUGGACACAUCUCCACCUCACCUAUGGAACUCAGUGGACUGUUCUGGAGAUUCUGGACGUUUGCGUACGCGGUCGAUAUCACUGGACACCGGACUGUCGUAUGAGGAGGAGGAUCACAGACUGCACGGUGCAUUGUGGGCCGGCGCGCAGCGAUGCUUCUACUGCGGCUCCCAGAUCGGCUACGACAAUGGCUGGGCAAAACCUCAACCCGAGCUGUCCUCCAGUCUGCCCUACUCUCUGGAUGAGCUUGAAGACAUGGUGAAAUGUCUGAGGAAGUUCCGGACAGUUCUGACAGAAAUUGAAGUGAGACUAGAAGAAGAACAAGCAGCUGUGAUCGGAUCUCUGUCAGAUUCCCACAGGGAGGAAGUGGAAGAUGUUUUGAAGCUACGAGAAGCUGUCAAACAUGAAGCCGGGACCCUUGAACAGCAGCUGUCUGAUCUGGUGCAUCGCUAUGACGACAGCAUUAAAAUGAAGCUGAAUCGGCUCAUGGACGAACAGUCUCAGCUGUGCACCCAACUGAGAAUUACACCCUCCGAUAUGCCCCAUUCAGAACCCACCUCAACCAGGAGCGUGGCCGUUCAGUGCUGCCUGCCGCCCGUCGCGUCCAGUCCUCAGCGGUGUGUCCAUCAUCACUGCACCUGUCACGGGGCAUGUCAAGAUCCACAUCGGUUCCCCUGUCAAACCCAAUGGGAGGCCAACUUUAAACCAGACAGGCUGGACUUUGUAGCUUUUAUUAAAAGUUUGAAAAAUUCAUUACAACAUUCAAUGAACAAUAACUCAUUGGAAUAAGCGACGCAGCAAUGCAGUGAUGAAGUCACUUAUCAAAUUAAGUGCUGACUCCAAAGCACAAGAACUAAUAAACAAUUAUGUAUAUACCA